Messenger RNA from Yarrowia lipolytica CLIB122, 810 nucleotides. RefSeq lists its product as uncharacterized. Lineage: Eukaryota; Fungi; Ascomycota; Dipodascomycetes; Dipodascales. The record is from RefSeq and is a predicted model, not a curated record. Gene Ontology annotation, cellular component: mitochondrion. Gene Ontology annotation, molecular function: protein-containing complex binding.
AUGUCGAAAAACCUCGUUGUCUUUGGCGGAAACGGAUUCCUUGGACGACACAUUUGCAAGCAGGCCCUCUCCAAGGGAUGGGCAGUCACUUCCAUCUCUCGAUCUGGACCUCCCAAGAACGCCGAGAGCUGGAUGUCCAAGGUCCAAUGGAAGCGAGCUGACGUCUUUGAGCCCUCUACAUACACCAACGAGCUAGAGAAGGCGUCGGCAGUGAUUCACUCAAUGGGAAUCUUGCUGGAGGGCGGCAACUACAAGCAGGGACUUAACGGAGGAGUUAAAGACGCCCUGUGUGGUCUCGUCAAGGGCUCCAAUCCUAUGGCCAAGGACCCAAACUUUUCCUACGACAAAAUGAACAGAUUGAGCGCAGUUCUGACGGCAACAGCAUUUGCCGACACUGUUCCGAUGGACGAGAGAAAGCCCUACGUCAUGGUGUCUGCCGAGAAGACCAGCAAUCUCAUCCCCGAUGGAUAUAUCACCUCCAAACGAAUGGCAGAGACCGAAAUCUCCGACCUCACCAACCUCAGAUCGGUGUUCCUGCGACCCGCAUUCAUGUACGAGUCUUCCGGGGACCGUCAAUUUGGCAUUCACAAGUCUACACCUCGAGACGCUCUUGCCGAGGCUUUAAAGGUCGGAUUCGGCGCCCAGACCGUUGCUCGAUCCUUCUUCCCUGCUCUUCCACAGUUCAUCCAGCCUCCUCUCAGUGUCAACGUUGUUGCGGAGGCAGCGGUAGAUGCUCUGAAUGAGGACAUCGAGGGAGUCAUUGCCCUGGCUGCUCUCAAACGAUUUAGUGACUCCAAAAGUAGAAACUAA